Nematolebias whitei (Rio pearlfish) is the source of this 2080-nucleotide messenger RNA. Its product is annotated as forkhead box protein J3. Gene Ontology annotation, cellular component: nucleus. Gene Ontology annotation, biological process: regulation of transcription by RNA polymerase II. NCBI's taxonomy places the organism in Eukaryota, Metazoa, Chordata, Actinopteri, Cyprinodontiformes, Rivulidae. The transcript has 11 exons. The coding region runs from base 7 to 1824 and encodes 605 amino acids. The record is from RefSeq and is a predicted model, not a curated record. Gene Ontology annotation, molecular function: DNA-binding transcription factor activity, RNA polymerase II-specific; RNA polymerase II cis-regulatory region sequence-specific DNA binding.
GUAACUAUGACCUCUGAGCUGGAGAGUAGCCUUACUUCAAUGGACUGGCUUCCCCAGCUCGGCAUGAGGGCAGCCAUACAGAAGACAGAUGCGGGGCGCCACCAUGGCCACUUAGGGCACCAUCACCACCACAUGCUCCACCACGGGCAUGGACCUGGCAAGAAAAUGGUACAUUUGGACCCGGGAACAACACUGGACCAAGAAGAAGCAGCACAGCACAGAGACGGUAAACCCCCCUACAGCUACGCCAGCCUCAUUACCUUUGCCAUCAAUGGGUCACCUCGCAAACGGAUGACCCUCAGUGAGAUAUACCAGUGGAUCUGUGACAACUUCCCCUACUACAGAGAGGCAGGCAGCGGCUGGAAGAACUCCAUACGACACAACCUGUCUUUGAACAAGUGUUUUCUCAAAGUGCCUCGCUCUAAAGACGACCCUGGAAAAGGUUCCUACUGGGCCAUAGACACCAAUCCUAAAGAAGACACAUUACCCAGCAGGCCCAAGAAAAGACCACGGUCUGGAGAACGGGCAUCAACCCCUUACAGUCUGGAGUCAGAGUCUUUGAGAAUGGACUGCAUCAUGUCAGGAGGGGCAUCCCCAACUCUGGCCAUUGGUGCAGCAAAUAACAAGGUAGCUCUGUAUAAUCCUGAAGCAGAAGACGGUGAGAGUCCUGGGAGUCUGGGUGGCAGCCUGAGCAACAGUCUUUCAGAGCCGAGCUUGGCGUCUGUCAACCUUAACAGCCUGAGCACGGCUGUCAGCAGCGGCGGCAGCGUGCACAGCUACACACCAGUGAGCAGCCAUUCAGAGCCUUCCUCCCAGUCCCUGAGCCUCCAACAACCAUCCCAGCCUCCUCUGCCUCCCCCUCCUCCCCCGCAGCCUCAGUUUGGGUUAUCUGUCCCGGAGUCACGGGACAAGCUGCUCUGUUUCUCAGACUUCGAGGACCUCAGCGCUUCUUUCCGCGGUCUUUACAAGUGCAUCUUUGAGCAGCCCUUUUCACAGCCAGGCUUGAUGAACAUGUCGAGUGACUCCAGUCAGGCUCGGACCACUUGCUCCUACCAGCACUCUCCUAGUGCAGGAAGCAGCAGCGCCCACCACCACCAACACAACCACGGCCAGACGUCGCACCACGCUCACCACCCUCACCUGUCCCCUCACCGGCACCAGGUGCACGGCCAGCACCAGCAGCACCCUUCUCUGUCCCACCAGAGUCACGGAGUUCAGACCCGCUCUACAACAGGCAUUUCAUCCGACUGGUACCCCAACCUGGACUGGCUGAAAGAGAGCUGCCGCAUUGCUACCAGCUACAACUGGGCUGAUGUGGAUCUCUCCCCAUUUCAAGGUCUAAAGGAGUGUAUGAGGCAAGCUGAGAUCAACAACUGGACUUUGGAUGCCGCUCAGAUGGCCGACCUGUGUUCCUCGAUUAACCAGUUCUUCACUGCCACAGGAGUCAUCCCUCCUCAGGGUGCCUCCCACUCUCAGCCUCAAGUCCAACACGGUGCAGCAGCGUCAGCGCCGCAGCGUCCACCUCAACCACACGGGGCCAUGCACCCAAAACCCAACCACCACAAUCAGCACGGGCAGCACAACCAACACAUCGGCACCGGGAACAUGUACAUGGACUCGAGACAGAACAUUUCUCCUUUAAUGGGUCCACCCGGAUAUCCUCACAUACCUCCAAUAAGCACCACGGUACCCAACAUGACAGGUCAUCACAACCAGUUGAACCACCACCAGCAACACGGACUGCCUCCAGGACACUUUCAGGUGAGACGCAUGCUCGCUGCUGAUGACAUCCAGGAUGACUUUGACUGGGACUCCAUUGUCUAAAUGGAGAGAGGGAUCUGAAACAGAAGGAGGCAGUAGAGGCUCUGUGGGACCAUCUUCUUAUGGAGGUGUCCAUCCUGCUUUGUCCACCUGUGUGAAGGAAAACAGAUGACAAUCCAACUGAGAACAAAUGGAAAAUAAUUUUUAAAAUCACGUUGGACUUCUUUUUUCUAAUCUUGAGCGGCUGAUGAAUCUAAAGACAAUCAUUGUUUAAAUUAUUUUUUUUUUUUUGCUGUGUGGGACAAAUCCAGGAGGGAAA